AUGCCGCCCAAGGCCAAGGCGCCGGAGCAGAAGCCCAUGUCGAAGAAGGCGCUGGCGCGGCAGGCCGAAAUCGACCAGGCUACCAAAGAAGCGCAGAAAACGUACAAGCAGCAUGAGCAACUCCGCACCAAUGCGGAUCAGAUCGAGAAGGGGCACCGCGAGUAUUUGCUCCUCGACGAGACUGUCGCCAGGGCGCGGCUCAAGGCGGAAAGGAGGCUCUAUGGCGCCGCUGUGGCAGAGUUGAAGGCGGAGGAGCAGUUCGCGUUUGCUACCUACGCCAAGCACGACCACUGGGCACACAUUGCGGAAGCGUCGCGUUUGCCGAACGUCCACAGCGAGGCAGACGUCAACGACUUUCUCAGCAGCUGGAAGUGUCGACAGGUGACCUACGAUCAGUACGAGCCGGAGACUGUCGUCGUUGCCUCCCGCGCGCAGGGCGGCACAGGAGACCUGAAACUGCUCUUCAUUCGAGGCGAACAGCGUCUAGAGCCACAGAAGCGUCAGGCACUCAUGAAGGAGGAACUUCUGCAGUGCUACGACGCCUACGAGCUGGCCGAAAAAAUCAAAGAUGCCCAAGACACGUGCUCCUCGGUCGGCUCCAUGGCGCUGUCUUACAGGACUGCCCCAUCGACAGCUGUGUUGGAGGCAGUGUAUCGCCAACUACACGCCACGUUUGAUUUUGUGUCGACACAAAUGCUGCGCUUUUACGACCAAAUCAUUGAUAGCGCGGACGGUGAAACCGUCAUGCGCACCGUGUCCACGGAGAACCCGGUGGUCAAGUUUGGACUGUGGGUCAAGACAAAGGAUGUGACGCGCAGCUUCACGUCACUUGCGUUUCCAGACAUCGAGGUGCGCCUUGACCCAAAACAGAACUCUCUGCCGAAGCUGCCCAAAAUGCUGGGCCUUAGCAGGGAGAACAUUGCCGUGCGUGCGGUGCAGCUGGCCUUUGACCCCUAUUCCUGCUACGCCUCACGCCGCAGCCAGUUCUACGCUCUCGAUUGCACCAUCAAGAUCGACCUCCUCACCUUCGACGAGCGACCGCGAUAUAGCGGGGAUUGGCAGCUGCGUGAGGAAACACCCGAGUCACACAGGCUUCACAUAGAAGAGUACCCGCCACGAACCGCCGAGGCCCGCGUCGAGGAUCCGGCACUGCGCAUCUCCUUUGAGGUGCCUCACACAAUCGUGAUCCGUCAGUCAAGUCUCUUUAUCGGCAGAUGGAAUGCGGAGACUCACGAGUGGGAGCCGUGCAGUGGAGCAACGCUUGGCGCGUCAUUCGGCCCCACCGCGCGCGUCGCGGAGAACCCGCGGCGCGCAACGUUCGAGGUCGCCGAGCUCGCCCAGUUCGCUGUGCUCCAGGAAACCGUGUACGAUGUCCCCUACGAAAGCUGGAGCCUCAAACCCUUUGACAGCUCCCGCAUCCUCUUUACAUUGGAAGGCCGUCAUCGCGGCGACUCUACCGAUCGUGAGUUUCGCGUUCUGCUUGAGGACGCUAAGUGCCGUCUUUUAUCUCCUGAGGACGAUGAGCUGGCAGCGCUGCGCAGCUCGUGGUGGAGCCCGGCGGUGCUGCUGCGCAAGCUCAAGCAGAGCGGAUUUAACUUUCUGGUGUGUGAUGAGGAAGCGUGCUUCUUAGAAAACAUCACCCCGAAAUCCCUCCAGCUCGAGGAGAAAGCGUAUGCAGACAUGGCGCAGUUUAGUCAGUUCUUCACGAUUGCCAGCUCGCAUCACAACAAGCAUGGCGAGGACGCUGACAUGGCGCUUUUUCGAGUCUCGAAGCGUUGGUUGCAGCUGGGCGAAGAAGAUGAGACCUUCGACAUUCCCACAGCUGCUGAUCUGUGGCACUCCGUCCGCUACCGCACCGAUGACUGCGCUCUUGCCUGCUUCACCGAGACGGACGAAAUGACAAACCUGAACGUCCUCGACGGCGCCGAGACGCACUAUAAUCUGUAUAGCCUCCUCACGCCUCUGGAGGGGGAAGACGCGUUGCGUGGGCAACUCUUCAACACAAACUACCUGCUGCGGCGGUGCGUUCUCGAAUUCCUGCAGCUCGUCCGCCCGCUCACGUGGGGCUGA
This is a messenger RNA of Leishmania braziliensis MHOM/BR/75/M2904, 2070 nucleotides long. RefSeq lists its product as hypothetical. The record is from RefSeq and is a predicted model, not a curated record. The coding region runs from base 1 to 2070 and encodes 689 amino acids. Gene Ontology annotation, cellular component: axoneme. The transcript has a single exon. NCBI's taxonomy places the organism in Eukaryota, Euglenozoa, Kinetoplastea, Trypanosomatida, Trypanosomatidae. Gene Ontology annotation, molecular function: microtubule binding; beta-tubulin binding.